Molecule: messenger RNA, 22970 nt
Organism: Cinara cedri
Lineage: Eukaryota; Metazoa; Arthropoda; Insecta; Hemiptera; Aphididae
Source: the annotation of a GenBank genome assembly
ACCUUAUUCAUUAUGCUUUUGUAUCAAGUGUAAUACACUUGUCAGUACUUUUGUAUUUAAUAUUUAUUGAUUUUACGUAAAUUUGUCCAAUGUUUAAUUAUUGUUUAAUUUAAAAUGUUUAACAAACGUAUUUUAUUUUGUACUCUUGUUUAUUUAAUAUUUAAUUUCAAUAAAUAUUAAUUUAGUUAUUUAAAAUUAAAAUGAAAUACAUAUUAUGGAUAUUUGUUUUUAUUUCAACUUGCUUUGCUGAUGGUAAUUAUUUAUUCAUAUUUUUUUCUAUGAUCUACGUGUUUAAUUUGAAAUUAUUGACAAUUUAAUUUUAAUUAUUUUGUAUUUUCUUAGUAGAUUAGGUAAGGUAAGUCAUAAAUAUCAUAGGAUGUUUUUAUUUGUUUACAUUAUCAUUUAAAUUUACAUAUACUUUUCUAAAUUAACUACUAGAAUAAUUCAAUAAUAUUUCUGUUUAUUUGUUUACCGUGUAUAAAGAAAUUUAAAGUACAUUGUGUUAAGUUGUAACUAGAUAUUAUUUAUAUAAUAAUAUUAAGUAUUAUAAUUCUUACUUGCCUAUUUAUUAUUUUUGGAAUGCUGUUAUAUAUUUGUUAAAUAAGUACCUAUAUAAAAUAACAUAAAUUUAAUAACAUAUUUCGAUUUAUAAAUUCAUUAAAUGAAGUAAAUUUAAAAUGUUUAUGAGAUAAUAGAUUCUGGCUUUAUAUCUAUUGCAUUAUUCGUUUUUUUUAGUAUGUUUGACAUUGAUUUGAAAUGUAAUCCAUAUAAUAUGUAUGUUUAGUAUAGUUGGAUAUUAAUGUAGCUUCCAAGCAAUUUUUUAUUCAAAGUGUAGUGAAGAAUGUAUUAGUUUUACAAAAAUAUUUUAUUUUUUUUUAUCAGUUUUUCCAAUUAAACAGAAAAAGUGUAAAAAAACGUAAAUAAUGGGAAAAUAACGAAAUAAUGCUUUUAUUAUUUAUUGUAAUUCAGUCAAAAAUAUUCGUAGAUUUGAAAUUUGGACAAAAAUUUUCUUUUUUAGACAUUGUAAUAUGUUUAAAAAAUUAAGUCAUUUUUUGAACUAUUUAUAGAAAUUUUAAUUUUACGAGUUUUAUACUUAACUUUUAGUACCAUUAGGUACUGUGUGGUAAAAUUGUCAGACCAACAGAAAUGCGUGGAAAUUUAACUGAAGGUUCAUAAAAAAAGUCUUAAUUUGUGGUAAAAAAAAAUCAAUUUGAGUUUAAUUUUUUAUAAAGAAAUUUUAAUAUAAUAUUUUGACGAAAAUCGUUUGAGUAAAAAUUUAUAUUGAAAAUAUUAAAUUUUUCAUUUUUCAUUUUUUUUUCUACUGUAAACUUGUAUAUUGCCGAUUUAAGAAUGAUGGUGAAGUCAGAAUUGAGUGGACCAACUAAGUUUCGAAAUUAUAAGUUUUUAAAGUUGUGAUAUUAUGCGAAUAUUAUAUGUUAUGUUAAAUAAAUAUUAUCAUAUUAAAGAAUAUUGUGAUCUAAUGGUUAUACAUACUUCUUGUCAUCCUAGGGUGAAAUAAAUUUCAAAAUACCCCACGAUUUUUUAUUCAAACUUUUUACAAGAAAUCUUGCUCCAAUUUAUCAAGUGUAGCUUAUUUUAUGAUAGAAAAUUUAUCUACAUGGUACUUUAAGGACGUCAUUUUGAAGUGAUUUUCAUAAAAUUUGCGAAAAAUCGUGAUUAAAUGUGGGAAAAACGGGAAUAUGUACAAAAUGUAGGUAUAUAAGUUAAAAAUAUGACGACCUUCUUUUGUUUCUAUGUACAACUUUUCUACCAGCAAUUGUGCUGAUUUACAAUGAUAGCACUUUUUCUUAAUGGAAAUAUGACUGGGGAGGUACUUUAGAGAGGUAAUUUUUCCCAACAAAUAUGAAAAAUGCUAAAAUCGGUACGAUAUUAAACAAAUAUAUAUUUAAAAAAAUCAUAUAAUGCCUAUUUAAUUAUUUUAUCAUUAUAUAACAUGUUUAGAUAUUGUUGACAUAGCUUCACUAUAAACUGAACUACGCUCAGAAUUGUUUUUUUCGUUCGCAAUGGUUUAUUGUUGCUUACAGAUGUACUUUAAAUUACCUAUAAUAGUAGCUACACCCGUCUCCAUUAUCCUAGGGCAUCUAUUUUUAAUUUUUUUUUUCAAAUUGUGUGUUUGGAUGCUUAAUUGAAAGGUAUUUUUUUUAAAAAAUGACUUACAUUUUCUUUAGUUAGACUUCUUUAGAAGUUACAGCCAAAAACCUUCAAAAUGAUAAAUUUACCAAAAAUGAUGUUAUUAUGUUUAAAAUACCAAAGAUUUAAAAAUUUAUAAAUUUUUCUUUUAAGUGUAUUUUUAUGCUCAACAUUUUGAUGAAAUCAAAAUUUACUCGGCUUUUUUGCUUUUUGUGUUAUUGAUAACAAACUAUAUAAAACUUAAUUAUAAAAUUAUUUCAAACAUUUGCAUAUUCAUGUAUUCAAAUUUAAAAUAAUAACUUAUGAGGGGGGGGGGGAGAUAAGUGAUAUAAUGUGUAUGUUAUUACAUAUUAAAUAAAAAAGUCAAUUUUUAGUUACUUUAAUAUGUAAAUGUUUAAAAGAACUUUAUAAUUAAAUUUUACAUGGUUUAUUAACAAUAAUAUAAAAAGUAACUAUGAUAGUAAGUUAUGAUUUCACUGAAAUACAAAAUUUAAAUUAAAAAUUGUUUUUAUUUUAAACUUACACACAGGAUUUUUGUAAAUCAAUUAUUUUGAAGUUUUUAAUUAUAACUUCUAAAAGAAAGUGUGAGUGAAUUUUUUUGAAAAUACCAUCAAAUAAAGCAUGCUGCAAAAACACAUAUUUUAUGAAAAAAAAUUCAAAAAAUUGUUUGGGAGUCAAAUUGCAUUUCUACUUAUGAUUGUUAUAUGUUAUUUUGUAUUUAUUAAACACAUUGAUUAAAUUUGUUUAUAAAAUUUCAGAUUUACCAGUUUUCAAUAAAUAUAUGAACAAUGAAGCUCUUUCUGAAAACUCUCCAGUUGGCCAAUCUGUUUACAAACUUGAAGGUAUUGAUACAUUUGGAAACGAUAAUGAUUUAUUAUAUGGUAUAGAAGGAACCGAUUACUUAAUGGUUAAUUCAAGCACAGGUGUUGUUACUGUUGCAAAACGUUUAGACCAUGAGGUAUGUAUUACAAUCUUUUUUUUAUUUCAAAGUACUUUCCAACAAAACAAUUAUUAAAUAAGACUUUGUGUUCUAGGAAAGUGAUACUUUAAAAUUGUUUGUCACGCUUCAACAGAAAAAUAGUACUGAUAUAGUUAGGCUUCCUAUAUCUGUAAUUAUAUUGGAUGAAAAUGAUAAUGCUCCUUCAUUUAAAAAUACACCAUAUGAAGGUUCAGUUAGUGAAGAAUCUCAAAUUGGCACUACUGUAUUUAAAUGGAUUCAUGUUGAAGAUUUGGAUAAAGUUGGUGAUCCACUUGAAGUUAGAUGUGAAUCGAAAUUUCAGGUUAUUAAAUACAUAUUAUAAUAACAUUCAUAUUUAGAUUGAAUUAAUUAUUAUCUUCUACUCCUUCACCUUCAUCCCAACUAUUUAGGGUCGGCAACUUUUGCUCUAAAUUUCCACUUGAGCCGAUCACCCACAUCAUCUUUGCAUUCACCAGCUAUCCUCAUAUUCUCAAUUACAUUUAUAGGAUAACAUAGAGGAGGUGUGAAUAAGUUUGUGAUAUAUUCCCUCAACUAUUAAAAGUUAUAUAAUAUUUUUCUCUUUUCCUAAAAUGCAUACAUGUACCCUCUCAUAUCAUAGUAUCUUCAUUUCCUGAUAUUCCUUGUAUUACCUCAUUUAUCUUUGACCAUAACUUAUCCUUUUCUCUCCCUUCACACUCUACUUGUAGAACAUACAUACUUACUACAUUAAAUACUCUUUUAUUUAAUAUUAAUUUCAUCGCUAUUAUUCAAUCACUUUUUCUUAGUAUAUCCACUAAUUCACUUUUUAAAUCUUCAUCCAUCUAUCUUUCAUCCCCACACAAUUUUUUGUAUAAAUUCUAUAUGAAUAUAUUAUUUUAUAACCCUCUCCAUCCUAAAUACAACAAAUAUUGACUUCCUACCUCUUUAACACUUUUACUAAUUUUCUACUUCUAUCAGUUAGUGGUCCAACAUUCCAUAUACUUAUUCUUCCUUACCUUUAUGUAUCUAGAUACAAGUCCAAUCUAGGAAGCAGUGGUGAUGUCCCUACACUAUUUACACUACAAGAGUUGGUAAAAAAGACAUAUCACUUUCUGUUAGGUUGAUAUCACUCACUCCAACUUCCAAGCCUCCUCUAAACAUUGCUUCAUCAAUUCCUCUUUCCUAUUAUCCCUGCACACAUCCAAAAUGGAACAAUUCACCUAACCUUUGUUUAGAACUCUUUAUACUAUUUGAUAGAAUUUUACUCACACUUAACUCAAUCCCAUUUUUUUUUUUUUUUUUUACAUUAACAACUUCUUUAAUGGAAAUAAUUUCCAAUUACUCAUAAUACAAUUUAAUAUAAUUUUAAAUAUAAUAAUAUAAUACUGCAAUAUAGUGAAAAUAAUAAACAAACUUAUUGACGAAAAUAAGUAAAAAAUAUACUAAUUAUGAAAUCUUCUUCAAAACAUGUAUUAUAAAUGCUGAUAUAGAUAUAUUAAAAUAAUCGAGAUUUUUCACUGAAUUUCUUGCAGACAUCAAUACAUAUGAUGGUAAAUUUAACUUAUAAUUUGUUCUAGUAUAUUUUAUAUAAAAAAGAUUUGUAUUUUGACUGUUUAUUGGAUUUAUUUUAAAGUUCAUAUUUUGCAGAAUUUUAGGACAAUCAAUCACAUUAUUAAGUAUUUUAUACAGAAAUUUUAGUUUUAGCUGUAUUAAUCGUUUUUUUAAUGUUAAAAUAUUAAAAAAGUUUAUUGUGACAUCGUAAGGAGAAUAUUUUGACAAUUUGGACAAUAAGUUACAUUUUACAAUAGGUUGAACCUUACCAUUAUAGUAUGCCAGACUUACUAUGUUAUAUGGUUCAAAGUGUUAAGCUGUAGACAUAAAAAUAGAAAAUUUUGAAGUUGAUGAAUGGAGGGACAAGAGAGGAUAUAAUAAGUGAUGAUUACAUAAAAGGUAGCUUAGGCAUGGCUUCAAUAGUAAACAAAAUAAGAGAAAAUAGACUGAGAUGGUUUGGACAUGUCAUGGGGAAAGAGGAAUCUAAAGCAAUAGAAAUAUAAUGAAAAUAAAUGUAGGUGAGGUUGAAGGGAAAACUGAAAAGGAGUAGUUGGAUGCAAUUAAAUUGAGAAUUAUAAGAAAAUAGCUGAUGUAUGGGAGGUAGAAGAUCGAGUUAAAUGAAAAUUUAAAACAAGAAUGGCCAGUUCCAAACAGUAACGAUAAAUGCAAAGGAGAAUAACUAUUUAUUAUAAUGAAAGUUUCUAAGCACAGUAAACUCAAAAUAUAACGAAAAUUUCAAUAUAAUGAAUGAAACUGCCGUUCCCUUGAAAACUUUGUUAUGUAACGAAAAAUUUAAUCUAAUUUUGGUCCCCUCAAUAUAACAAAGUUUUUUUGGCAAAAGCUCUUGUAAUACAACAAAUUUUUACAAUUUUGAAAAUUGAUAUAAACAAAUUUUCAAUUUUUAUUAAGAUUCGAUACAUGUCUGUUAGUGUAUGUUAAUGACUAAACAAAACAUACAUAGCAAAUAAAAAUAGUUUAAAAAUAAGUAGCUUGCUAUUAAGAUAAAAUGUUAAUCAAUGUAUAAUGGUUCUAUGAAAAAUGUACAGACAUAUGCUUUACAUUACUGUUCAUACAUCUAUAUAGCAAUGAGCCAUUAUAUGUGACUCGUGUAUUUUAUACAUAUUGUGAUUUUGCUGUGUAUUUAAAUAUUAUUAUUGGAAACUAAUAUGUAUUUGUAGGAUGUUGAUUUAAAUUUUGAAUUUUCCCUUGAAUCUAGUUAAAACAAAGUUUGUUGGUUCAUGCUCUUAAUAUAACAAAUUUUAGUGUAACAAACUUUCAUAAUAUCAAACUAUUUUUUCUGUCCCUUGAAAUUUGUUACAUUGUGAGGUGACUGUUUUUAAAUAAGCUGAUAUUUGUUUACAAGAGUAUUAUUGUAUUGUAUUAUUGAGUACAUUCUAAUAAGUAGUAAACUAAUUAUUAGUUAAAUAUUUAAUAAAUAAAAGUAUUUAUCUUUUAGAUGUAUUUUCAAUUUUGUAUAGAUUUAAAAAAAUUACCUGUAUUAUCAUUUUUUCAGAACGAUGAUGGAUGUUUAAAAUUUAAAAUACAAGCAAUAAAUGUCAGUGAAAGUUAUUUUUUGGGUGUUUUAAUUGUAAAUGGGGAUAUACAAUAUUCAACAAACCAGUUUUAUAAAAUAGUACUAGUUGCUAGUGUAAGUCUCAAUUUAUUCAAUUUAUUGGUUUAUUUAUUCAAAUAAAAUAAAAACUUAAUAGUUGUAAUUAAUAACUCUGUUUAAUAAUUAUGUGACUAUGCCACAUUUAAUGUAAUAAUAAAUUAUGUGUUUUAACUGUUAAAUAUUUUGUAGUUAAUUUAGUUUAAAAUAUUAAUAAUAUUAUUUUAGUUUAAAAUUUAAGUAUGAUUUGAAGUUAAAUUUGUUAUUUUUAGGAUGGCAUUCAUGAAUCUAGCAUAUAUGUAGAUAUACACGUUAAAGACAUUCAAAACAUGCCUCCUGUUUUUCAUGGCUCAUUAACUUCUGUUAUUAGUGAAGAUAUUUUAGUUGGAACACAUAUUUUAACAAUAAAUGCCAAAGAUGGGGAUAGAGGAGAACCAAGAAAUAUUGUUUACGACUUAAUACAAAGUAUAUAUACUUUUUUAAAUUUGUUUAAAUAAUUAUAAACAAUGUUUGGAUAUACUAUAUAUAAAUUAGUACUAGAGUGCUUAUUAAUUCCCACUUUUAUUUGACCAUUUUAAAGUAGAAUUUUUCAACGAGCCUGUUAAAAACAUUAAUCAAUAAAAUAAAUUUAAUUUAACACAUCCUUUCUGUCUCCAUGUGUAAAAUCAUGGAUAUAAUAACCCUAGAUUCCUUAAUGAAACUCAAUAUUCUUAACAGAAAUUAAAUUAAAUAAAAAUUAAUACGCUUUUCCAUUAUUAUAAUUUGUGAUAUUUGUGUCACUCACAAAACAAAAAGAAAUAAUUCAAUUUUCAUUCAAAAAACCAUGCAACAGCCACCCUUUAGGAAAUGAAUUAUAACAAUCUAGUUUCGAGGUGCAUAUAGAAUUGUUUAACUACUUCUAUAUAUAAAUGCGACCCUGUGAUAGAUUUGACAGUAGAUUGCACAUAGACAAAUUGAUACUUAAGAUAAUUUUAUUUCUAAUAUGCAGCUACAAAGUAAUAUUUUGGCUAUUCAGUGCAUAAAAUAUAUACAGUUGUAAAAAUUAAUAUAUGUGGGCCCAAUAAAAUUUAUUUAAAUGUAAAAAUUAUUUUGUUUUGUUAAUUGUUUUUAAAUUGAACAUUUGCAUAUAUAUUCAUGUGUGAAAUAUUGUUUAAUUUACUCUUGAAAUAUCUAAUUCAGUGUUUUAAAUAUUAGUUUAAAAUAUUAAUGUGUAAAAAGAGGUAUGUUGAUAUUAAACAUGCUUAAUAAUGUUUUGUAGAUCCUAUGGAUUACUUUUCUUUAGAUGGUUUAUCUGGUGAUUUGAGUACUGCUAAGCCAAUUGAUAGAGAAUCUUUGUCUGAUAAUAAUGGUAUUAUUACAUUAAUUGUUCGCGUAAGUAUACAUUUGAAAAUUAUAAUAUAUUAGUUGCUAUAUAUUUGUAUUUUUAAAGACAAUAUUACUUUAUUUAUUUAGGCUAGAGAACUUGCAAAUGGUUCAGCGUUAAAUGAUAAAUUAAGUUCUUCCAUAGCAAAUAUUACAAUCACAGUACAAGAUGUUAACGAUGAACCACCAGUUUUUAAUAAAAGAGAUUAUUUUGUUUCAAUACCUGAAAAUAUAGCUCCUGGUACGCCUUUACCUAACUUGAAUAUGACUGUUGUAGACUCUGAUAUUGUAAGCAUAUACUUAUAUACUUAAUUUGUUUAUUUAUAUAUAUACAUUUUUUAAUAUUAAAUAUAUUAAUUAGGGUGCAAAUUCUGAAUUUUCAUUAAGACUACUGGAUGAAUCAAAACUGUUUGUAAUUGAACCAACUAAAGCUAUUGGAUCAGUAGAUAUAGGAAUAAAAUUGGCAAAUAAUGUUAAAUUAGACUAUGAAGAUCCCAAUCAGAGAAAAUUUAUUGUUUUGGUAAUGAUAUAUUUGAAUAAAGAAGCAAUAAUAUAGUUUUUAUUUUUCUGCUUGUAAUAAAAUAGGUUAUUGCUAGUGAACCAAGUGAAAAAUAUGAUUUAACAUCAACUGCUACUCUUACAAUUCAAGUAACAGAUGUCAAUGAUAACGCGCCUGAAUUUGACAAUAAUGCUUAUACUCUCACAGUAAACGAAACUGCUACUCCUGGAACUAUAAUAGGUGUAGUAAAAGCUACAGAUAGAGACAGUAAUCCAAAUAUUGUUUAUAAAUUAAGUGGACCAUCAGCUGAUAAGUAAAUAUUUAAUUUUAAUUUUAACUUCUUUGAACUAUCUUCUGUUAGAAUGAAAUUUUUUUCUUAAAUUUAAUUAUUAUUUUCAUUAUUUUAGAUUUGAUGUAGAUAAAGACACUGGGACAAUAUCAGUAGCACUUUGUUCAAAUGUUGGGAAAUCACCAUGUCUAGACUAUGAAACACAAUCAAAUUAUUACUUAACAUUUAUAGCGACCGAUGAUAAUGGUUAUGGACAGUCCAAUUCAGUUACCAUAAUGAUAAUUUUAACUGACAGCAAUGAUAAUCCACCAAUUUUUAUGCAGCAUUCAUAUAAAUGUCUCAUUGAUGAAGGAAUGACAAUAUUUGAACCUCCCCUUAUAGUUCAAGUAAGUAAAUAUUUUACACAUAGUACUAUUGCCUAUACAUUUUUAUUGCGAAAUUGUAUUUAUUAUUUUAUGUUCACUUCAAUAUUCAUAUUGAUUUAGUUAACAAUGUACAUUUUAAUAAUCAAAACAAUUGUUUUUUUUUUUUCAGGCAACAGAUGCAGAUAAAUCUUCCUCUAUUAUGUAUUCAAUAAGAUCUGGAAAUGAAAAAAAACUAUUUAAAAUUGAUCAAACUAGUGGAGAAAUAUUUAUUGUGCCUAAAAAUGGACUUCAACGAUCAAAAGAUGAUAAUAUUACACUUAUAGUUGAUGUAAGUUUAUAUCAUACAAGUUUUACUUAUUAUUUAUUGAUAUUUAAUUUAUUUUUUAGUUUUAACUUACAUGCUUAAUUUUUUUUACUAUAAUCAUUUUAUCAGGUUUUUUGUUGAAAUUAUCUUAAAAAUAAUUGUAAGUUCCUGAAAUUUUAACAGAAUAAUUAAAUUGACAUUUUCAAAAUAUUCUUGCAAUUUUUGAGCUUUUUAAAGGCAUUUAACAUUUUUUAGUAUUUUAUGGAUGAAAUUAUUUUACCUAUGAUUGAAAAUGAUUAAAAAUUAACAUGAGGUUUUUUUUAAGAUUAAAUUUUGACAAAACUAGUAAAAAUUAUGUCAUUUCAAAACAUGUAUAAACGUAUUCAAUCAAAAUCGUUUUUGUUAACAAUGGUUUAUCAUUGCUUACAGAUAUAAAUUAAAUAACUUUAUAUGUUCUGUCUUCCUAAAUUUUCACCUACAACUUAAAUAUAAACUUUAAAAAUAAUUAAACUAACAAAUGUUUCUUAAGCAUAGUUAAUUUUAGAUUCUUAGUGAAGCGAAGAAGCUAAUAAUUCUACAUAAAUGUUCAUUUUUUUUUUUUCUAUCUGCGCAACUUUUCAACCAGUAUGUUUGCUCCAACUUUUAAUGAUAGUAAUGUUUCUUAAAGGAACUUGUACUGAUGAGGUACUUUAGAGAGGUCAUUUUUCAAUUUUCCCAAGAGUUUUCCCAGAAAAUGUGAAAAACCGGAAUAAUUGGUACAAAUUUUCUUAAAGAAAAUAUACAAAGCAUAUUUAAUUAUUUUACUACAAAAUGACAUUUAUAUUGUUGACAAAGCAUCACUAUCAAUUGAACUCUUCUCAAAAUCGUUUUUUUGUAAGCAAUGAUAAACCAUUGCUUACGGGUAUACAUUAAAUUCCCAACCAUAUAUCUUACCUUCCUUCACUAGUAAAAUUUCCUUUUAAAAAAGGUGCUACACAUAAAAAUCCGAGCAAGUUUUCUGGUAGAAAAGUUGUGUACAGAUUAAAAAAAAAAAAUCAUCUUUGUACAACCAUAAGCUUCCUCGCUCCACUCAGAAUCUAAAAUAGUUCAGUCAGUUGGCUAUCUUAUUUACAAAUAUAUGAAAAUAUAUUUGUGUAGGUUUUUUUAUUUUUUUUACACUUAUAUCUAUUUUUGUAACCAUUAUUUGUUUGGUUCAGAAAUGGGGUUUAAUCCCCUUACCAAUUCUACACUGCUGGGUGUAUUAAUAAUAUUAAGAGAUUAUAUAACUUCUUUAAUUUAAAUUAAUAAUUUCUUCAAAAUAGGCAAAUGAUGGAAUACAUAAUGAUGAAGCAACUGUGAACAUAAUUGUGUUGGAUGUCAAUAACAAUAGUCCAUAUUUUUUGUUGGAAUCUUAUAAUGUUUCUAUUCUUGAAAAUGAACCUAUUGGACAUAGUGUUAUCACAGUUGAAGCAAUAGAUGAAGAUUUAGAUAUGAAUGCAAAUCUUACAUAUUCAAUACAAGAAGGUUCUUUUGAUCAUUUUUCUAUUGACAAUGUUACUGGACUUAUCUUUACUUCAUCAAAACUUGAUUUUGACCAACAUUCAAAUUAUGCCAUCAAAACAUUAGCUAUUGAUAAAGGCACACCUGCACUAACUGGAAGCACAACAGUAUUCAUACAAAUAAUAAAUGUGAAUAAUAAGCGUCCAGAAUUUGUUCCAGCCAUACAGCGCGCAGAGGUUUGAAAUUGAAUCAUUAUAAUUUUAUUAAUGCAGUAUAGGAUUAUUGUGCUAUGUAAAAAAAAAUGUAAUUUUAUAGGUGUCAGAAGAUGUACCUAUUGGCACAGUUAUUUACCGUCUCGUUGCUCAUGAUCCUGACACUAGUAAUGAAAAUGCUUUAAGUUUCUCUUUGAAUACAUCAGCAAUCACUGGGAUAAGUAGUAAUGGUAAUCAACUAGAAGACAAUAAAGAAAUUAAAAAUUGGUUCAAAGUUCGACCUUCUAAUGGUGAUGUAAUUAUAUCUAAAACAAUUAAUAGAAAUAUUGCAGCUAUUGUUAGUUUAUCAGUUAUAGCCACUGAUACUUCUGCUCCAGAUGUUCAACAAUCUUCAGGUUGGUUUUAAUUUAUUAAAAAGAAAGAAAUGUAUUAAAUUUACAUAUUAUAUUAUUAUUGUUAAUUUUAAUAUAUUUAUGUAUACUUAAGCACAAUUGUAUUGGGCUAAUUAAAUUUUUUUUUUAUUAGGAACUUUGAUGAUAACUAUUAUAGAUAUUAAUGAUAUUCCGCCAAUAUUUGAACCACCUUGGAGUAAAGAAAAUCCAUAUUAUACAAUAUCGGUUUUAGAAGAACAGCCAAUUGGUUUUAUUGUUGGCAAAUUUAUCGCAUCUGAUGAUUCUGGAAUUGACCACUAUGAUCUUAUACCUAAUAAUUCUUAUUUUGAUGUAAAUCAGGUUACAGGUAAAUUAUUAAUACUAUAAAAUUACUAAUGUGGAACAUAUAUAUUACUUAGUUUGAUGGGGUUUUUUUUUAUUAUUAUUUGUUUAUUUGUUUACUGUAUACUUGUCCUCAACUUCACUCAAGUGCUUGAUUAUUCUAGAAAAAAAAUUAAUUAUAAAAAUUAGUUAUAAUUUUCUUGAAACCCACAUAUUUCCAUUAAGAAUACCAUGUUAAUUGUUUUAUUAUUAGUAUUAUGAUAAAAAUAUUUAUGUUUAUUUUUGAAAUGUCACAAUUAAUGAGUUUUUGUUCUAAAUCAACAAUGUGUCAUUAAUAGAAUUUGGUGCAAUUUGCAUAUAAUCUGCAAUUUUAGUUUACACAGUAAAUAUUCCAGUACUUUGUAAUUUAAAAUUCCUAAUUUUUGAACUCAAUUCUACUUGAAAAAAUGUAGUACCCGCCUUUUCAAUUUCAGUAAACCAAUAAUAUCCCAAUUUGAAUAUUGUUAGAUAAUAUUGUAUAAUAUUCACUAUAUUAUUCUUUUUUCAAGGAGCUUUAUACACAAAAGAAAGACUUGACUUUGAAAGAGUUGAAACAAUUGAUAUUAAUUUGAUUGCAUAUGACACUGGUCAUCCACAACUUUCAACUACUGCUACUAUAUUUAUUAAAAUUAUAAACAUAAAUGACAAUAGUCCAAUUUUUAAUCAGGUAACUUUUAUAUGAUAAACAAUACUAAUUUGUAUUGAAUUAGAUUGAUGAUUAUUUGAUUUGGAUUAUAAAUUAAUGAAAAUAUUAAUUAUUAAAGUAUAGUUAAAAAAACUAAAAGUUAUAGAAUAUAUAAAUGGCAACACAGUUUUAUAUAUUGGCCAAAAUUACUUACAAUAAAUGGAAAAAUACAUAUUUAAGAGUAAACUUGUACAGAUUUAAUGUUUUUAAAAAAUUUUACCCAAUCAUUAAAUAAUUUCUAUUAUAAAAUGCCUAAACCAAAGUAAUAUUCAAAUUAUUGAUUAUAAAUUGAAUCAAAAUCAAUUAAAUGCUAAAUUCUAAAUUAAUAGCAUAUACAUACAUAAUAUGUAUAUUAUUGACACUUUUAUUAUUUUUACUACCAUCAUUGUUGUGCCGUGGACUAUCACUGUAACAAAAUGUUAUUUAUUGCAACUAUCUUUUUUAGAAUACCAGGUGAUUCAAUUAAGUGGGUACACUCAUCUCAGAAACAGAAAGUAUUUACUUUUUCCGGAAUUUGUUUUCUAGAACAUUUAAAAAACAAGCUCCUCUACAAUUUUAUAUUUAUGUUACCCUUAUUUUUGGGAGUAAAACCACUUCCUAAUUUUGAUUUUCAAAUAGCAACCUAUAAUAAAAAUUUGAGUGUUGAAAUUUUUGAUUUUUGUCAAGUUGUUGACGAGAUAUAUUACUUUUAAUUUUAGGUUGGAGGAAAGUAGUAGUGCAUUAUUAAUACGGCACAUGCCGUACCACCACACUAAUGACACUCCAUUACUCAACUCCAACCCAAACUUAAAAGUGGAAUAUUUCUUCAGUGGAUCUGCAAAAAUUUAGAUAAAAGAUAAAUUCAUUUUUUUUUUAAUAUAUAUAUUUUUAACAUUUUAACAAUUUAAUAUUUCUAAAUAGCAAACAGAUGCCAUUUUGGAUUAUCAACAUUUUUCAAAUCAAAAGUACUCUCAAGAAGAACAAAGAUAACGUUGUACAAAGUUUUAAUUAGACUCAUAACAUUAUAUACGUGUGAGACAUGGAAUACCACUAAAUCGGAUGAGAACAAAUUGGGUGUAUUUGAAAGGAAAAUAUUGCGAACAAUUUUUGUACUAAAAAAAUAUGAUGAAGGUUAAUUUGAAGUUAUGACAAAUGAAGAAUUGCGAAGAUUAUUUGAUAAAGCCAACAUUAUAAGAAUCAUGAAGAGUAGUAGAAUAAGAUGGGGGGUCAGCCAUGUGUGGUGAUUGAAAGGAAUAUUAAGAAACAUAACAACAUGGAGAUUAAACAAAAAACGACCCAGGGAGCGACUCAGACAACAAUGGGCUGAUAAAAAUAAGGAAAACCUCAGGAUGAUUGGGGUGAAAAAUGCGAAGGAAGUGUCAUGGGACAGGGAGAUGAAGGAAUGUUGUUGUUGUGACGAUGAAUGUUAAUGACCUAAAGAUAGAAUAGUAUAUAAUUUAUUACAGAAAAUAAUAUGAAUAAUAGAUAUUAUAAAAAUGAGUACCCAAAAAAAAAAAUGUUCAGUUUUAUUUUAAAUUAAAAAUGUAUCAACAAAAAUAUAAUACUCUGAUUAGUGUGUGUGUAUCACUGUUUUAAGAGGGAAGUUGAAAAGGAAAAUACUGAAUGUUGUACAAAUAUAUAUAUUCAUUGUAAUACAUCUGUAUAUAAACAUAACUAAAUUCUAUUUUUUAUUAUUAUUAUUAUUACUCACAGGGUAAGGACAAAGUUUGUUUAUGUUUUAGUUAAAACUUAAAAAUAACUUUCUAUUUUAUUAUUAUUAUUUUUUUUUUUGUUAAAAAAAAAUUGAAUAUAACGAUUUUAUAAAGUUUAUUUUUAAAGGUGAAAAGUUAGUAGAGGGGAAAUUGGAUGUUUUAGACAAAGUGAUAUAAUUGAAAUCGGAGCAAAAUUACUGGUAAAAAAGUUGCUCUCAAAAAAAAAAAAAAAAGCAUAACCAAUAUAUUUCUUGCUCAACUCAGAAUCUUAAAGUGUAAUAAUAACCAAUUAGCGAAUGCGAUUACAGCUUGCUGCAAAGCUAUAGGUACUUUUUUCAGAAUUUUAAAAAAAUUAUUAACAACCACAGAUUUAUUGAAAAUAAAAGUUAACUCUAUAAAAUAAAUGACCAUCCUCAAUGGGUAUAUCUUUGUGAGGCACCUUAUAUAUAGAGUAAUUUAAUAAACAUCUGUAUACAAUGAUACUACACUAUUACUAACUAAAAACUAUUUUGAGCAGAGUAUUAUUAGUUACAUUUUUCCCUUGUUUCCAAGGUAACCCAAAAAUCAACAAAAUAUAUUAACAUAUAAUAAAUUAACAUUUUUUCGCAUUUAUUUAUUAUUUAUUUAUUUACUUUAUUUAUUUGAUUAUUAAUAACGAGUGGUGUUAUCCUGACUAUCUUGAAAAUCCGAAAUAGUUAUCGCCCUAAUCUAUUCACAAUAAUCUACAAUUACUAUAUUAUAAAUAACUCAUCAAUUUGUGUUUGUAUUAUUCUAUUAGACUGAGUAUAGAGCAGAUAUUGAAGAAAAUUCACCUAUUGGAACUUUAGUUACAAAUAUAGUAGCUACUGAUGCCGAUAAAGGGUUAUUUGGUAUUGUUCAUUACUCUAUUAUUGGCAAUAAUUAUGGUUUUGUUAUUGAUCAAGACACCGGCAUGGUCAAAGUUAAUGAUUCUAGUUUUCUUGAUCGUGAAAUAACGUCAGAAUUUAUGUUAACAAUUCAAGCUAAAGAUGAAGCUUCACCAAGUUCAACUAAAUCUGCUAUAGCACUGGUAGAUUAUUUUUCAAUUAAUUUUUUUAAAACUAUGACAUACAUUCUUCUUGGUAUUAUCAUUGAUUAUAAAUACUAGUUUUUUAAUCAAUGCAAUUAAUUUAGAAGACAUUAAAUUGUUAACAUAAUUUACAUAAAUAAAUUGUAUUUAUUUUGUUUAGUUAUUUAUUACACUUAUUGAUAUGAAUGAUAAUCCACCGCAGUUUGAUCCAAAAUUGUAUUCAUUGUCUAUUAUUGUCUCUACUCCUACAACACCUUUAAUGCAAUUAAAAGCUAUUGACAAAGAUUUAAACUCAAAAUUAAUCUACACUAUUGUAUCAGAAAAUAAAGGUUUGUAAUAAAAAAAAAAUAUUAAUAUUUAGAAUAUUUAGAAGUUUAGUUUAAAAAAAUAAAAUUAUAUUAAUAUAUUUUAGAUGUAUUUAGUCUUGAUAAGGAUUCAGGAUUUUUAUAUUCAGCCAUGUCAUUGAAUGGAAAAAAAGGUGUAUACUUGAUCAAAGUUGAUGUUUUUGAUGGUAUUUAUCAUGAUCAAGCAAUUGUUAACAUUACUGUCCUUGAUAUUAAUCAAAAUCAACCAGUAUUUGUAAACCCAUCAACUAAUAAUUCUACAUUAUCUAUUUCUGAAGUAAGUCUAAUAAUACAUGUGAUUAUAAAUGGGAUUUUUAAUCUGUAUUAAUUUUAAAAAACUACCUUAAAUUACAUAAUAAAUAUUAUUAGUUUUAUAGUGCUAAAAAAACCUUUUGCACAUUCUUCCAAGUUCCUCUAUCCACACUGAUCUAUUGUAUUUUCCAUUUAUAUUGACUUGUUGACAUUUAAGAUGGUGAUAUAAUGUAUUGUAAAAUUAAUUUAAAUUGUUCAAUAUAAUUAUAUGUUUAUUUCAAAUUUUAAUUAAAUAUUUAAACUUUGUAUUGUUUUUUAGGAUGUUAAUGUCGGCACUUUAAUUUUAACAGUAUGUGCUGAAGAUAAGGAUUUUGGAGAAAAUGGCCGUGUGACUUAUUUUUUUAAAGUAGCCAAUUCAAAUGCACAACAAACUGAUGCAUUUACUAUUAAUCCAGAAACAGGACAAAUUAAAACUCAAAUUUUACUUGAUUAUGAAACUAAAUCAUCUUAUCAAGUAUAUAAUUUUUAACUACAUUAUUUUAUUUUAAAUUCUAAACAAAAUCAUUGGUACUUAUAAUAGUAAUAACCCAUUUAUUUAGUUGGUGUUAGUUGCAAGGGACCAAGGAUCUCCAACAUGGCAUGAAUCUUUAAAACUUCUGACAAUCAAUUUAAUUGAUGUCAAUGAUAAUAAGCCACAAUUUUCUAAACACAAUGACAAUAAACCAUUGUAUACAUUUACUAUUAGAGAAAAUAAUAGACUUCAGUACAAAAUUGGUAAAUUGACAUUUAUAAUUACAUAAAUAUUUUUGAACAUUUUAUAAUGAUAAACUAAUUUGUUUAAUACUGAGGAUUUAUAUUUCAUUGGUAAAUAUUUUUAGGGCAAGUAAAAGCAACCGAUUUAGAUCAAGGCGAAAAUGCACAAAUUUAUUAUUAUUUGAUAUCAAAUCAACCAGUUCCGUUUGUUGUAGAUCAUCUUGAUGGAACUAUUUAUACAAAUGACACAUUAGAUAGAGAAAAACAGAGCUCAUAUGAAAUUCUUAUCAAAGCUUCAAAUGAUAAUGAAUAUCAACAAACUAAUGUAAUUAUUUUAUAUUUUAAACACUGUUGAAUUCAAAUCAUUCCUAAGAAAUUCUCUUAGACAUUAAUUUAUUUAUUUCCAAUCAAAUUUAAAUUAAUAUUUAAUUUUGUUUUGUAUUUGUAUUUUUUACUCUAUAGGACUUAGAAAUUGAUGAUUAUAAUUUAGCGAAAGUAUUAAUACUGGUAACUGAUGAAAAUGAUAAUCCUCCAGUUUUUCAAGUCAAUCAUUAUUAUGCGGGUAAUUUUUUUUUUUUUUUAAUAUAAAUGUAAUAGUUUUCUAUAAAUCUUAAGUUCAAAUUUAUGAUAACAUUUAUUUAAAUCACUAACAAUUUUAAUUUAUUUUAUUGUUACAAUUAAUUUAAAUUUAUCAAAAAAAUAUUUAAGCUUACUCAGAUUUGUUUUUUCUUUUGUAAUGACAACAAAAUGUGUAGCAACAGUGUAUUAAACAGCCACAAUGGAAUGUAUUUUUAAACAAUAAUUUGUUUAUAAUAAACUAAAAUUUUAAACUUAAUUUCCAGGAGUGAAUACCAUGGCUAAAGUUGGAGAUGUUGUACUUCAAGUAACAGCUAUUGAUCUAGACUAUGAAGAAAACAGUACAAUUACAUAUUAUAUUGAGAAUACACAAUUAUUUAGACCUGGAACUAGCAAUUUGACAUGGUCGUCUAUGCUAAAAGACCCCUUUUCAAUUGAUCAGUUGGGUCGUAUAUCAACAGCUGUAUUCUUAGCUGAAUAUAAUCAAGGACGGUUCAAUUUGCAAAUAGCUGCAAAGGAAAAUUCAUUUCCCAAUAGAAUUGCCUACACAGUAGUCACAGUAAUAAAAUUAUUAAAUAAAUUAGCUAAUACUUUAGAUAACAACAAUGGUGCUAAAUACAAACGCAAGGUAGUGCAUUAGAACCACUUAAAAUUGAAGAGUUGGCAGGGGCGUAUAGGCAAAUUAGAGCCAAUCUGGGAAAAAUUUAACCAAUGCAAUCCAUAUCAAGAGCAUAACAUCAUUCAACAGUUAGCCAUAAAAAUUGGAAAGAUUAUUUUAUAAUUUGUACUUUAUUAGUACAUAAAUAAACAAAAAUAAAACCAUUGCUAUAAAACGCUUAUAAAUAUAAAAUACCACAUUACGAUUAACUUUUUUAUUUCUACUAUGUUAAAUUUACAAUGAGCCUUGUAUUUAAUUUUCAACUAUUUCAGUUUGAUCAAAUAAUUGUAUCCACAUUAUACCAAAUAAAAACUAAAAUUACUAAAAUUUUAUCCAAAAAUUAAUUUGUGAAAAAUGUGCAAAUAUGUGUAGCUAGGAAUUGUGAAAUACUAUUUAACUAUUUAAGAGAAGUUGUAGAAUUAUAUUCAAUACUAUUUUGCACUUGCUUACUUUUACUAAAAACUACAAUUCAGUACAAUAUAAUCGAUGUAAAUAAAAAUAUUUAUUUUAGUCAAAUGGUUUUCCUUACCUUCUAGGCUUUCAAACAGUACAAAAUUAAUCGCUUAAAUAUUUUACUUUCUUCAAAAUAAUUUAUAAUGAAAUAUAAAAUUAAUACAAUUCUUUGAUAUUAUGUUUAAAUAUAAAAUUUAGCAGUGUUUUCAUAAAAAUGUUUGUAUAAAAUAUGAUUUUUUUGUUUUUUAAUUAAAUUAAAUUUGUGAGGGUUUUAUCAUUUUCCUACUCAAAGCAACCUAGUAAACAAGUAAGAGCCUAUACAUUUUAAAAUUACAAUAAUAAAUUAAAUGAUUUAAAUGCAUUUAAUUAAUAAUAUAGGUUAUAUUUUUGAAAAAAAGACAAUUUAUUAAAAAUUAAUUUAAAAAAGCAAUUAAAACUUAGGAAUAUUUUAUUUUUUUAAAAGAGCUAAACCCCUCUAAGCAAACUCAAUCAGUACCUAUAGUUUAAGUAUAAAUAGAUGUAUGUAUAAAACAAUAUUGUUAAAGAGUCUUAUUAGAAAUUUUAACCUUGGACCUGAAUGGUAACAAUAUUUUUGAGAUUUUCUAGAAAUACACCCUGGGUGGAGGUUAGAAAUUGUAUUCACAUCACAUAGGUACUAAAAGUUUAAAGUUUUAGGUAGGUAUGUAUUAGUGAAUGAUAAUCUUGGAAGUUAGUUAUUUUUUGUUUAGAGAUACUGUUUUCUAUUUUAAACUCUAUUCCACUACUGGUUACCUAUAUUUAUCUUUUUAUACAUAUGUAAUUCUCGUGGUUUAAGUUUAAGGUUUAAAAGGGGAUAUAGCACUAUUAAUAUCUUGAAAUACUAUAUUUUUAACCGGUUUCUAUAAAGCUUCUCGUAUUUUAGAUUCUGAGUGGAGCGAAAGUGCUUAUAGUUAUGGUUUUAGGUAUUAGUUAAAAAAUAUUUCUGCCUUCUUUUUUCCUAUAAACAACCUUUUUACCAGCAAUUUUGCUCCAAUUUAUAAUGAUAACAAUGUUUUUAAAAUGAAAUCUGACUGGGAAGGUACUUUAGCGAGUUCAUUUUUCAAUUUUUUCCCAGCAACAGUGAACAACUGGGGAAAAUGGUACAUUAAACAAAUAUUAUUAAAGAAAAUAUUUAAUGCCUAUUUAAUUAUUUUACCAUAAUAUGACAUAUAUAUUAUUGUCAAAGCAUCACUAUCAAUUGAACUCCGCUCAGAAUUUGUUUUUCGUUAGCAAUGGUUUAUCAUUACUUACAGGUAUACAUUAAAUUUCUCUUCUCCUACCUUCCCAGUGGCUUCACCCAUCCCCAUUAUCCUAGCACAACUUUUUAUUUAUAGUAUUUAAUUAAAUUUAAUGUAUUGUCAUGAUUGGAUAUUAUUUUGUUUCAGGUAUGGGUUUAUGAAACUCAUCAAUUAGUGAAAUUAAUAGUGUCACGUGCUCCACAAACAGUUAAUAAAGGUCGAGAACAGAUACUUUCUAGUUUGGCAAAUGUAACUAAUAUGAUUGUGGUAUUGGACGAUGUCCGUUACCACGUUAAUCAGUAUGGUUAUAUUCAACCAGAUUGGAGCGAUGUGUAUUUACACUUGGUAAAUCCAAUGAAAAAUGAUAUAAUGUCUAGUUGGGAAGUUUUAACUAUAAUUGAUGAAAAAUAUGAUUAUUUAAAAGACUAUUAUCAACAUUUUGCUAUUGAAAAUGUUGUGGUAUGUAUAAUUUUAGAAUUAAUAUAAAACAUUAUUAUUUUUUUUUUUUGACAGUAAUUUUUGCAGUGGUUAAAUAAUUGAUUCGAAAGUUUUAUUAAUUUCUGACAAUAAAGAUAAAAGAUAAAAAAUAAAAGAUCAAUUGUUUAAAUUUCCAGUGGUUACUAAAAAUUAAAAUUUUAUGAACACCUAACAUUGAAAAUAUUCAUUUUUCUGAUAUCUACAAAUUAAAAUAUACUUGUAACUUGUAAAGUGUACACUAGUUGGUGUUAAUAACCUUACUAAAAGUAAGAAGAUUCAAGCUUCAUUUAUCACACAUUCGUUUCAAUGUCCUAUAUAUCUUAAUUCUUGUUCAGAGUUGCAUAUUUCAAACAAAAAUUAAAAUACAAUAAUAGUGAGUCUUGUUCAUUUUUAUAGCAGGGUUGGAAAAAACUCAACUCAGUUGGAGUAAUUUGGGUUAUUCACCAUAAAACCCUGAUGGGUUCAACCCAAAAAAAAACUUAAUGGUUUUUUUAGGAUGGGCUUUUUUUAACCAACCUUGACUUAUAGACAUGAUUAAUGUGUUUACAUAAUUUAAUAAUUAUUAUAUUAUUAUACAUAUUUGUUUUUAAAUAGUUGAAUGUGAUAUUAAUAUAAAUAAUUUUUUCUUAUAUUAGCCUGCUCUGGUUGUUUCUCAAAAUGAAUCAUUUGAACCUACCAUAGCUGCUUUAGUAGCAUUAUUAGUUGUGUUAACUGUUGGAUGCAUUGGUGUGUUAAUAAUUUGUUGCUGCUUCAGACAUUGGUAAAUUCAACCAAAAUAUUCUGUUAACAGUUAAUUUUCUAUUUGUAUUUGUAUUAUUUUUUUUAUAGGAUGUUUACGGAAUUGGAUAAUAACUCAAUAAAGAAUGACAUAUUGAUAAAAAAGGCUGUGAUCGAUGAUCUCAGUACAACUGAAAAUCCACUUUGGAUUGAACAGUAAGAUAAUACUGUUUAUAAAUAAAUAAUUUAAACAUAAAUGUACUUAUAUGAUGCUUUUCAACUUUUUUAUUUAUUAGGAAAUUAAAAUUGUACGAAGAACAAGAAUUAACUAUGCAAGUUUUUUGCGAUCUUGAAAAUAAAGAUAUGCCAAUUAAUCAAGAUAAUAUUGUGGUAAAUUUUCAAUUUUCAAUUUAUUUUUAUACAUUAUUGUGUUAAAAAUAUUUAUUUAUAGGGAGAUAAUACAUAUGCAACGAUACGACGUCCUUCUCGUCGCGGUUCUAUCAACACUUUAUUGACAAUGACACCUGGUGAAUAUGCCACUUUGGGCGGAUCUGUCUUACCAUUGCCUCCUGACGGAGGCACUUCUCAUAGUCAACAAGUAAUAUAAUUAACUUUAAUAGUAUUUAGUAUAUUUAAAUGCCCUAAAAAAUUAAUUUUAUUAAUGUAAAAUUACAUAAAAUGAUGCCAAUAUAAGAAAUAUUAUGAGUUUUGUGACAAACACAAAUAAUACAUUAUGCUACAUAGUAUUGUUUACAAUACAGUCUUCUUGCAAUUCAUCUUGCAUAUAUUUCCACAUUCAAAUUUGUAUAAUAAUGACAUAAUAAAUCGCAUCUAAUUAUCAGCUGAGAAAUAAAAUUAUUGUAUGUCUACAAUAAACUUAAUGAAUAAUUUAAUUAUAUUAUGUAAUAAACAUUAUAAUACAAUUUUUUUUUUUUUUUUUUUACUUUCUUGAAAAAGAAUUUAUGUAACAAAUAAGAAUAUGAAUAAAAAACUGUAUUUCUAAUGCUAAUAUCUUUGGUAAUAUUCAAAUUUUAAUUUUUCAAUCAGUUCUUUAGAAAAAAAAUUACUUUAUUUGUUUUCACUUUUCAAAAUAAUCAAAAUAUCCACAUUGCAAUCAAUAUUACUUUUUAAAUUUAACUGUAUCAAACUAACAUAUCCAAUAAAUAGUGUUUCUUAAUAAUAGCUCUUUUAAUUUCUAUAAAAGGGGGAGGGUUUAAAUUUCUUUUAUUAAUGGAAGAAUAAUUAUUUACCGUGAUUUUAUUAUAGUACUAUGAUUUUGAUUCCUUAUCAUUUAACAUUUUAGUAAUUUAUUAAAAAUAAUCGGUUUCAUACUUCUUCUCUAAAAAUUAUAAUAGUUAUUAUUAAGAAACUAUUCAUUGGAUAUGUAUGUUUAGUAAACUAAAAUUUUUAGAAUAAUAUGUAUUACAGAGUAGCUAGUAUUUUAAAAAUUUUCCAUAAUGAACAAAUAAGUUAUUUUUCUCUAAUGAUCAUGAAAUGAAAAUACAAAUUGAAUUUUAUAUAUAAUGUCCCUCUCACAAAAAUCUGACUGAAAGAUAAAAAUAAAAACAUUGAAUAUUACCAAUGAUAUUAGUAUUGAAAAAACGCGAAAAAACAACCUGCACAUAAAUUAGAAUUAUUUAUUAUUUAAUUAUCACAGAGCAAAAAAGAUAAUUUUUACCAUUUUGAAUUGAAUAAAAAAAUUAAUUGUCUUUUCACUAACAAUACUUUAUGUUAAUUUAUUUUAAUAUAAAUAUUUAAAAAAUUAUAUUUAAAGAUGUUUGAAGCAUCCCUUGGAUUUCAAGGAUCAACAUUCCAAGUUCCAGAUUCUGCUUUGGAUACAAGUAAUCUCUUAAUAAAUAACUCUGACAUAUGACUUCAUCUAUAUACAAAAUUAUUUAUUGUUAAUAAAUAAAAUUAUUUAUGUGUACAAUUGCUAGUACUUAUGUAUGUAUAUUGUAAAACUGCAAAUUACAUAACAAUACCUAUAUAAAUCAAAUUUAUGUAAUAAUCUAAAACAUUCUAUUAAGUCAAUUGUCAUUGAUUUAUAUUUAAUAUUACAAAGAAUUAUUUUGUGGAGCCAUUUUAAGUUUCCUUUUUGUAAUUCUAUUUUAUUAUUAUUGUUAUGAUUAUUAUUAUUAUUAGAUCAUAGUUUUUAAUGAAAAUAAAAUUGUUUUCAAAUAUAAAAAAAAUUGCUCAUCGAACUAAUAUUUAUAUUACUCUAUUAACUAUUUAAUUGUGAUAAUCAUUCAGUAUUAAAAAAAGUGAUAUGUAUUUUUUUUUUUUUUUUUAUAUAAAUAAUGACUGAAAAUAUAACAUAAGUUAGCUUUUAUAAAUUAACAAUAUACAUCGACAGUGAAAUGUAUAACACUUACAAUUUACAUAAUAUGAAUUGGUUUAAUAAUUAUUAUUCAUUUAUUUGAUUAAUUGGAACAAUGAUAGUUUUAAUUGUAUUUAUUUAUUUUUAUAUUAUAUUUUUUAUAAAAACUAGUUAAUGUUGAUAACAAUUUUUUAUUCAAUUAUUUUUAAGUAACUAAAAGUUUAUAAUUUUGU